CGCAGCGCUUCUCACGCAUGCGCAGUGGGCACCCGGCUGUCAGCAGUCUCUGGUCAUUCCCUGCACUGUCUGCAGUCUCUGGUCAUCCCCUGCACUGUCUGCAGUCUCUGGUCAUCCCCCACUGUCUGCAGUCUCUGGUCAUCCCCCUGCAUGUCUGCAGUCUCUGGUCAUAGCACUGUCUGCAACUGGUCAAAAAAACUGUGUCCGCAGUCUCUGGUCAUCCCCUGCACUGUGUCCACAGUCUUUCUCCUGUACUAU
This is a messenger RNA of Staurois parvus, 258 nucleotides long. NCBI's taxonomy places the organism in Eukaryota, Metazoa, Chordata, Amphibia, Anura, Ranidae. The record is from the annotation of a GenBank genome assembly.